Closterium sp. Naga37s-1 is the source of this 894-nucleotide messenger RNA. Lineage: Eukaryota; Viridiplantae; Streptophyta; Zygnematophyceae; Desmidiales; Closteriaceae. The record is from the annotation of a GenBank genome assembly.
AUGGAUUCCCUGGCGCUGUUGGGAGCGGGUCGUCACUGGGAGGCCAUCGGGGGCUUCAAGGCCGUGCUGCGGGCACUGCUGGAAGCGGGGCGGUGUGGGGAGGCGGUGGGGGAGCUACAGGCGGUGGUGGCGGCGCAGGGGCAGUACUGGCAGGUGCGCGUGGUGCUGGGACAGGCGCUCAUGGUGGCGGGGCACGUGCACGACACUGAUGCCACCUUGCAGGCCAUGGACGCACGUGCUUGCAACCCUCCAUUCUCCCAUACUCACAUGCUCGCAUGUCUCCAUGCACCCGACGCAUGCCUGCCUCCCACACCACUCGCCAUCCCUCACUGUGCCCUCCCACAUGCCAUUCCCACUGUGCUAUCCCCCACCAUGCUUAUCCCACACCCACAGCACCCCAGCUCCUUGCUGCCCUCUGCUGUCAUUCUUGCACUCCCGACUUUGCCCAUCCAUCUGACCCCGCCCACCACACACCCUCGCCUUUCCCUCUGCGCUCUCCCAUCCCACUCGUGUGUACCUGCCUGUGCUUCCAUGACAGUUCAUAAUCCCAACAAUACCUCCUCCACACCCACCAACCCCCCCAUCUUCCCUUCAACCCCCCAGCCUUUCUCCCUAUCCCUCCCCCACACCACCACUAUGACCACCGCCAAUUCCCAUGCUGGAAGCAUGGAACAAGCGCUAGCCGCCCUCUGUGCUCUUUUCCAGCUAAGAGCUAUGGGCGCAGGACACAGCAGGGGAGGGCGAGGGGGGGUGGGAGGGAGCGGCAGUGCUGUCGCCCGCUGUGCUGCAGCUGGUGGGGGCGCCCUCACAGCAUAUGACUGGCACGGGUUCCUGCCCAACAUGCGCAGGGAGGGUGCUGGGGGCGAGGGGGUAAUGAUGGGAGGGAGGUGGUGA